Molecule: messenger RNA, 2572 nt
Organism: Cyclopterus lumpus (lumpfish)
Lineage: Eukaryota; Metazoa; Chordata; Actinopteri; Perciformes; Cyclopteridae
Product: soluble calcium-activated nucleotidase 1-like
Exons: 7
Coding region: 1002-2378 (458 amino acids)
Biological process (GO): proteoglycan biosynthetic process
Molecular function (GO): GDP phosphatase activity; calcium ion binding; UDP phosphatase activity
Source: RefSeq, a predicted model, not a curated record
CGUGUUUAUCAGCGGUGUCUCGGCUUUCAUGGCCGCGCGGCUGACAGCAGUCUCUCCGUGUCACAGGAGCUUGAGAGGCAGUAUUCACCCAGCUGGUGGUCGCACAGGAUGUCGGCAGACGACGUGAUCAAGGCUCACGUGAAGGCUUUAAAGGAAGACUUUAGAGGCGUCAGGACUUAACGUGACCAUGGAGGAUGUGGCGAACACCGACCACUUCAAUAUCAUUGAGCAACUGGUAGAUGGGGAGUAUGACCUAACAAAGGCGAACCUGGAAAUUCAACUUUUGCUGUCUUUCAUCUUUAUUUACUCUUAACCAGUAAGCGCCUCUAUCCUGGUAACUCCACCUACAGUGGGAGACUACAAGGUGUGUUUGAAAGCUCCAGAAAAAGCAAGUAAAGAUUUGACUUUGGUCAAAUAUGAAACAGGCAGAAAGCAAACAACAUUUUGCAUGAAUAAAGCUGUAACCUUCCAAUAUUUGGUAGGUUGCUGGAUCAACUGGGUUAAUGAAAUCUAGAUAAUGGGAAAUUAUACAAUGCGUGUUGAUUAACAGAACUGGUGCUAGGGUUAAGAAGUAAUGUCAGUACAAUCGCACAUCAGUCCUUAAAACAAUGAAACUCAUGCACACAUCUGAAAGCGGGUGCUUCCCUGUGACCUUAAAUGACAAUGUACAGUGGGCAUGACACAUAAUGGAGAAAUGUGGAUGUAUUAAAUCCAUUCAGUGGAUUUUAGAUAUACCACAUCAUCUAUUGAGUCUUUUGCUAUAAAGAAACUGUUCAGCAGCACUAAUCAGUAAAUGCUUUCUUAAUCCCAUUUUUAUAUUCAUACACACCUUUUACAAGUUUGGUUUGUGAAACCCGUUCUUCCGGAUUGACUUAUUUGUUAGCAGUUAAGUAAAACCUGCCCAUAGGAAACUUGAGAGAGAAAAGGAGGAGACUUGGUGAGAUAGAGAUCAGUUAUUCAUUAGGGCCAGAGGGCUGGAGGGACGUCAAGUUUAUUAUCAGAUGCGUGCGACGGAGAACAGCAUGAUGGUUACAGCGUGUCCAGGGCAGAAGAGGCGAAGCAAGGGCAAUAGUGGUCAUCAACCCAAGUCCAAGCCUGACAGUAAGGAUGAAGAUGAUACUCCCAUGACCUCCUUUGGUGUUGCCGUCCGACGCCUCCCCCUGGCCUUGGUGUCCAUGACGCAAGCUACCGCCUCAGACUCACGCUUCCACCCUAAAUGGCGGGCAAUCGCUGUGGCGACCCUGCUGGCUUUAGUUCUCAUGUUAUACCUGCACCGCACAGUAGGAGACAGAGACACUGCCACGAGAGGUUACUACCGCAACAGGAUUCACAGUUUGCAAAUGCACAGUGAGGGUGAGGAUGACCUCUUCAAAGACGCCAACGGGCAAAUUGCAAGAAGCCUCUCACACCACCAGAGAAGGGACAAACCUUACAAUGACACAUACCCGUUAAGUCCGCCAGAGAAGACCAAGCACGGCAUCCGCUACCGUAUUGGUGUGAUUGCGGAUCUGGACAUAGCGUCGCGUAGCUCAAAGGAUCAGACGUGGUUCAGCUACAUGAAAAGAGGUUACCUGACUGUUUCAGACAGCGCUGACAGACUGGAGGUGGAGUGGGAUGCUGAGACAGUCACACUGGAGAGUCAUCUGGCUGAGAAAGGACGAGGUAUGGAGCUGUCCGAGCUGGUGGCGUUCAACGGACACCUGUACAGUGUGGACGACCGUACAGGCGUAGUGUACAGGAUCGAAGGCAACCAGGCGGUCCCCUGGGUUAUCCUACCCGACGGUGAUGGCUCAGUCUCCAAAGGAUUCAAGGCUGAGUGGCUGGCAGUGAAAGAUGAGCACCUGUAUGUUGGCGGCCUGGGCAAAGAGUGGACCACGACAUCUGGAGAAGUCGUCAACAACCACCCAGAGUGGGUGAAAGUUGUUGGUUACCACGGUGAUGUGCAGCAUGAGAACUGGGUGCCGCACUACAAUGCCCUGCGGACCGCAACAGGGAUACAACCACCAGGCUACCUUAUCCAUGAGUCAGCAGCGUGGAGUGAGCGUCUCCAGCACUGGUUCUUUCUCCCUCGCCGUGCCAGUCACGAGCACUACGAAAAGACUGCAAACAAGCGACGGGCCACCAACCUCCUCCUGUCCUGCCCCGCAGAUUUUAGCUCCAUAGCAGUGCGGCAUGUCGGCCCGCUCAACCCAACCCACGGUUUCUCCUCGUUCAAGUUUGUUCCAGACACAGACGAUCAGAUUAUUCUGGCCCUGAAAUCAGAGGAGGAUGCCGGCCGGAUUGCCACCUACAUCAUUGCAUUUACACUAGACGGUCUGGUGCUGAUGCCCGAGACAAAGAUGGGGAACGUGAAGUUUGAAGGACUGGAGUUCAUUUGAGGAGGACAACGCUGACGAGUCCCCGAAGAAGAUUAAGAAGCGGACUUCAUACUUGCAACACUGUUGUUUUCAGUCCUUAGUACUACAUCCCCCUUCCAGUUUUAUUGUGCAAUAAUAAUGUAGUAUGAUCCCAAAUUAUAUAUUUUACGAAUAAUAAUAUUAUAUGAUAACAAUAUAUUGUAUAUGGAACAAUA